Molecule: messenger RNA, 7473 nt
Organism: Insectozyma verbasci
Lineage: Eukaryota; Fungi; Ascomycota; Pichiomycetes; Serinales; Debaryomycetaceae
Source: the annotation of a GenBank genome assembly
AUGGAAUCAAAUCAAAAAUUAGAUCCAAAAUUGAAAUCAAUUAAUAAUUCAAAACCACCUUCAAUACAACGAUUUAAUUCAUAUACAAAUAAUAGUGAUGAUGAAAUAGAUCAAGAUUCAAUAUUAAAUAAUCAUAAAUCAAAAACAAAACAAAAGGAAGAUUUUGUUUCAUUUCCCACGAUACCUGAUCCAGAAUCGAAUACUAAAUCAAUUUCAGGUUUAUUGACUCAAACAUUAAGAAAAGUAACUAAUAAUGCAUCCAAUUUAGUAAAUUCAUAUAGUUCAACAAGUAAAGCAAGUACUGACUCAUUACAACAACCAAUUGAAAAAUCCACAAGUAAUAUAAAUAAUAACAAUAAUAAUAAUAAUAGUAAUAAUAAUAAUAUUAAAUCAAGUGUUUCUUCAAUUCAUGAUAAUUUAUCAAUUACUCCUCUGGAAUAUUGGAAUGAUACAAAUAAAGAUUUAGUUGUUGACAAAGCAAGUGAAAAUACGAGUACUUCUCCAAUGGAUCUGAAAAAUUCUCUUAGUAAUUCAGGAAUUUCAAAUAGUAAUAUUUCAUCACCUAUAGAUAAAAUUAACAAAUCAAAUGAAUUAAAAGAAUCAAAACCAAGCAUAUCAAGUCUACAAUCUUCACAACAAUCAUUUAUCCAACCUAAUAAUUCAUCAACACAAGCUUUGAAACAUGCAAAUAAUUUAUUAUUAAAAAAUAUACGACAAAAUUCUCCAGAUGAUUUAAAAGGACCAAGAGUUACUUCAGAUAAUAAAAAAUUACGAAUUUCAACAAUGCAAUUUUCGAGAUUACAAUCAAUUAAUGGAAGUACCACAAGUUCUGUAAUUAAUGUUAAUGCCUUGGCCUCCAGUGAAAUAGAAACAGGCACAAAAGAUAAAGUUGUAACUGAUAAAGAUAAAGAAGGAGAUAAAAAUAAGCCUGUUGAGACUAAGAAUAUAACAAGUAAGGACAAAUUACUUCAAAAUAAAAUCUCCUCAAUAUUCAAUAAUUUACCAAAUGAUAUUGAAUUUUCAGAUGAUUCAGCUUCUGAUCUGGAUACUAUGCAAAAUGAUGAUACUGUUGAUUCUACUAUAGAAACACCAAUAAACAAUCUUAACGAACCAAUUAUUAAUGACUCAAAAUCUGCAUCAUCAAAUACAAGUAGUAAUUAUAGUCUUCCUCAUCAUCAUCAACAUCUACAAUAUGAUUUAGGUACAAUGUACUCUGAAUCAAUUGCAAAAUCAUCACCUAUAAAAGCUGAAAGUAAAGGUGGUGGUGCUAUAUUUUCAACAAAUCUUGGUCAAUCACCUACUAUUUCUUCAUUUCAAGCUAUCCAAGAUAAAGAUCAAAGUAUAGUAAAAAAGAAAACUUCAAAUUUAUCAUCAGUAUUAUUAGACAAUGCAAGAAGUAUUAUAAAUAAUAACAUAGGUGCCGUAGCAUCAUCUGCAUCGUCAAUAGUGACAAAGAAGAAAAAGAAGAAACCUAAAAAAAGAUCAGAAAAUCCAUUAAAGAAUGGUGGUAUACCAAGAAAGUACUGGAUGAAUGAUGCUUUUGUAUCAGAUUGUUUAAAUUGUUUUAAACCUUUCACUGCUUUCAGAAGAAAACAUCAUUGUAGAUUUUGUGGUCAAAUAUUUUGUUCAGAUUGUACUUUAUUCAUUUCAUAUAAUCAACAUAAAGAUGAAAGGAACAAUAAUCAUAAAAAAAAACCAUAUAGUGAUAAAUUAAGAGUUUGUAAACCAUGUUAUAGUGAUGUUAUUAUUUACUUAAGUGAUGAUUCUUCAAGUUUAAAUUCAGAUAAUGAUGGAGAAAAUGAAAUAACUGAAGUUAGUAAAAAAGGUGAUGAUUUAUUAGUUCCAAAUCAUCCAUUAUCUAGAAUAAGAUCAAUGUCUACAAGUUCAUAUUCCCAUAAACCAAAUAUGGAAAAUGAUAAUAAUCUACCCGAUAGUAAUUCAACAAUUAGUGAUUUUAAUUCACCAUCUCGUAAUAAUGAUCAAUUAAUAUACCCUGACGAAUCAAUAAAAGUACAUCCAAAACAAGCACCAAAAAUGGCUAUACCUACUACGAGAGCUGGAGAAUCUAUUGAAAUUCCAUUAAUUAGAAAUUCAUAUUCAAAUUCGAAUAUGAUGAAAACUCCAAAUACUGCAUUCAAUCAUAAUUUUAAAGUGUCAUUAUUACCUCCAAAUAAUCAUCAUCAUCAUAAUCAUCAUCAUCAUAAUCACCUUCAUCAUAAUUAUCAACGUUCAUUAAAUUUAGAUAGUCAUUCAAAUAAAUCAUGGUUGAAAAAUCAUUUAUCUCCAACUAUGCAAAAUACUGAAUUAAUUUCAAGUAGUUCAUUUGAUAAUAUAAGUAAUGCUUAUAAUAAUUUCAUAUCAAGAAAACCAUCAUUUAAACAUCGUGUUACAUCAUCAGGUACACCAUAUAGAAAAGAAUUCUCACAAGAACCAGGCGAUGUUCAAAGUUUAUCUGGAUUUGAAACCGAUAAAAGAUUAGAUAAUAGUUUUGAAGAAUUAGAAAAUGAAGAAAUUCGUGGUAUUGAUAGUGAAGAAGAUGAAGAAGAUGAACAUGCAAUGUCAUUAUAUACUUCACUAAAUGAUAAUGGAUUUGGUUCAACUCCAAUUACACCAAAACCACCACCAAUUCAUUCGAAUUCAAAUAUUUCUGUACCUACUUUAGGUGAAUUUCCAUCAAUUAAAACUGGAAUACCACAAUUUGGAAAUCAUGUAAAUAAUUUUUCAAAAAUUUUCCAUCAUCCAAAUGCAGUGAUUGAAUUUGGUGGAUAUUCAAAUGGACAGCAACAACAACAACAACCAGAAAAUAUUCGAUCAAAAGCAAGAGCACAUGCAUCAUUACAAAGAAUGAGAUCAAGAAGACAAAGUAAAGCAACUAGAAAUGUUUCGAUAUUGACACAAAAUAACUUAAGACUUCCAAGUUUAGAAUCACCAAUUCAAAGAAAUAAUUUUGUUUCUUCAUUAACUCCAAUUUCAUCUCCAUCUUCACCUAUAAUAGAUAAUAAACCAAAUCAAUCAAGAUUAACAAUGGCUUUUAGUGAUGAUAAUAUUAAUCUUGCAACUAAUACUUCAGAUAUUACACUGAAUGAUAUCAACGAAUUAGAACCAUUAGAACCUAAAAUUUCAUCAAGUACAAUUUUAGAAUCAACUGAUAAAUCAAAUUCUAAAAGUUUGGAAUAUUUUAAUGGACAACACCAUGAUCAUGAUCAUCUGAUUGGGAAUAAUAAUAUAAGUAUAUGGAAAGAAGAAAAUACUAACAAAUUGAAAUAUUAUAAAGAUGCAUUAGAUCUUGUAUUGCGUCAAUGUUUAACCGAUUGCGAUAUUGAAGAAAAUGAAGAUUUGUGGUUACAAGUUUUAAAAAAUCUGUUGAGUUAUAUCGAUAAAAUAAAAUUAACGGAUACUUUAGAUAUUAGGCAAUAUGUAAAAAUUAAGAAAAUAAAUGGUGGUGAUAUAAAUCAAACUAAAGUAAUUGAUGGUUUAUUCAUUACUAAAAAUAUUGAUUCAAAAAGAAUGUCAUCACAAAUUGAAAAUCCAAAAAUUGCAUUAUUAAUGUUCCCAAUUGAAUAUUUAAAACAAAGAGAACAAUUUAUAAGUUUAAGAAUUAUACAUGCUCAACAAUCUGUAUACAUUACCAAUUUAGUAUCAAAAUUAAUUUCAUUACAACCCGAUAUUGUCAUUGGUGGUGAGACUGUUUGUGGAUUAGCUGAACAACAAUUAGAAGAAGCUGGAAUCACAGUAAUGUCAAAUGUAAAACCACAAAUUAUUGAACGUAUUUCAAGAUAUACAAAAGCUGAUAUUUUUCAAACUGUAAAUGAUUUGUUUUUCAAAAAGGGAAAAUUGGGAACUUGUAAAGAGUUUUCAAUCAAGAAUUAUAAAUAUAAUGAUAAGAUUAAAACAUUUGCAUUUUUUACUGGUAGUGAUAUUCAACUGGGAUUCACUAUUUCAUUAAGAGGUGGAGAUGAAGAUUUAUUGAAUAAUAUAAAAUAUGCAGCUGAGACCUUAAUGCCUGGUUAUCUUAAUGCAAGGUUUGAAAAAAGUUUCUUUGACAACUUAUUAUUAAGUUAUAAAGAACCACCGGUUGAAAAUCAAAAUUUAUUGGAAAUAAAUGAAAAGAUUAAAGAAGUGACAACAAUCCAAAAAGUUGGUGAUGAUGAUUCAGAAUUACAUUUGGAUACAACAGAGGUAGUUGAAUAUGUUAAAUUAUUUAUAGAAAGAAAAUUGAGUACUUCACCAUCAGUCCACUAUAUUUUACCAACUCCACUUAUUAAAUUAAUUGAAUCUUUUUACUCAUAUUUUAAAUUUUAUAAUUUAUCAAAACAAAUUCAAAAUAUACGCUCAGUUAAAGAUGUGAAACAAGAAUGGUUAGAUCAAUUAAGAAUAAAUUAUAAAGUUGAUGAAUUACCAAGCAAACAAGAUAACUUAAUAAAGAUACUAAAAUUUGCAAGUGAUUCACAUUUAAAAUUUUUAAUCAAUGAUUAUUUGUCAAGAUCAAGAACAUGGACUAAUUGUAUGAGAUAUUCUUCGUAUCAAUUAUACCCUAUCUUUCAUAGAAAUAUUCAUGUUUUACAUUCAACAGUUUCAAUUAAACAUGCAACCCCUUGUACUGGUCCAAGUAUAGUUGUAAUUGAUUACUAUACUGAUAAUGAUAAAUGUUUAGGUUUAUUUUUAGAUCAAGCAUUUUAUGAAAGUUCCAAAAUUUGUGAAGAUUGUGGUGAAUCAUUUCUUGAUCAUUACAAAAGUUAUGUUCAUGGAAAUGCCAAAGUUGAUUUAAUAAUUGAAAAAUUUGAUAUUCAUAGAGAUACAAGUACACAUUCAACUGAUUUUCAAAGUAAGAAUCAAAGAGUAAUGUGGAGUUAUUGUAAAGAAUGUAAUUAUAUAACUCCAAUCAUUGCAAUGAGCGAUGAAACUUAUUAUUUAUCAAUUGGUAAAUUUUUUGAAUUAUUUUUUUAUGGAUCAAACGUAAUAGGAGGUUGUAAUCAUGAUUUUUUUAAAAGUUAUGUUAAAUGUUUUGGAUUUAACGAUUUAGUAAUUAGGUUAGAAUAUUCAAAUAUUGAUAAUUAUGAAAUUGUAGUACCUAAGAAACAAAUUGAAUUUGUUGCUGAUAUAGAUAUAAAAUUGAAAUUAGAUUCAUUUAAACAAAUUAAAUUAAAAGCUCAAUCAUUUUUUGAAUCAAUUUUAAAAAGAUUAAAUAGAGUUAAAUUAGAUACUUUUGAUAAAGCAGAAGAUGGUAAUAAUAAAAUUAAAGAAAUGAAGGAAAAAUUAAAAUUGGAUUCAAAUAAUAUUUAUCUGAAAAUGCAAAAUAUCUAUGAUUCAAUAAUACCUUCAAAUUAUUUAGCAUUGAAUACUAUACUUCGAGAUUUACAAAAAUUAGGGGUUUUUUGGGAUGGAGAAUUUAAUGAAUUUGAAAAAAAAUAUUUACCUAGUGAAAAUGAUGUUAAUAGAAUUACUCAAUUUCAUUUAAAGAAAUUUUUAAUGGAGAGAUAUCACGAUGAUCAAAAAAAUGAUGGAGAACUGUCUGAAGUUGUUGAAUCAAAUGAAGGUACUGAAACUGAAUCUGAAUCUAGAAAUGAAGAAGGAGAUAAUGAAGAUAAUUCAAAUGAAAAAUAUCUAAAUCCAUUUCCUGGAUUCAUUCCAAAGAAACCUAGAGAAUUAUCAUCUGGUUUAACUCCAGAAAGAAAAUUAUCAGAUUCAAGCAUUGAAAAUAAAAUGUUACCUAAUAAAUUAUAUGAACAAAAUUCCAAUAUUUCUGAAAGAAUUAGCAAAUGGGAAAAAUCAGCUAGUGAAAAUACAAUACCAACAAUUAUGGAUAAGACAUUAAGUCAUAGAAAUUCCGAUAGUUCAUUAAAAACUAUUAAUAAUCCAAAUCCAACAAUAAUUCCAUCACAAAAUAAAGUUAUUCAUUUAGCUAAUUUUUUUGAUAAGAUGUAUUAUGAUCAAAUUUCGGUAGAAUUUUCAAAACAAAGAGAAAAAGAAUUGAAAAAGAAAUCUAAAAUUAAAGCACAACCUAUUUUAGAUAGUAAACCAAUUGUAGAGAUUUAUAACAAAAUUGAAGAUGUUGUUGGUAUGGAUGAAAAGGAAAAAGAAAAGGAAAAGGAGAAAGAGAAAGCUAAAGAUGUUAAGGAUGAAUCAAAACUAAAGGAUGACAUUCCUAAAGAUGUAGACAUACCUGAAAAAGUAUCAUUAUUAAAAUCAUUAACUAAUUUUUGGGCUGAUAGAUCAGCUACAUUAUGGGAUCCAUUAUCAUAUCCAUUAGAUUCAACUGAACAUACAUUUGCUGAUUCUGAUGUUAUAGUUAGAGAAGAUGAACCUUCUUCAUUAGUUGCAUUUUGUUUAUCUUCAAAUGAUUAUAAACAAAAAAUUGCCCAAGCAUUAAAUGAGAUUAUAGAAAAUCAACAACCAUCAACUGAUAAAUGUCCACAAGCUUCAAUACAAGAAGAUAAUCAUAAAAAAGAUGAUCUGGAAAUAGAAUCUAAAAGAAAUGAUUUAUUUGGAAUUUCAAAUAAUAACAAGAAAUUUCAACAAUUUUCAAAAAUUGAAAAAAAAUUUAAAAAAUCACAACAUGAUUCAAUUAAAGUCAAUAAAUUAGAAAAUAUUCUUAACAAAACAAAAUCAAAUCAUUUAAAAUAUCAAUUUAAUGAUGGUAAUACUAAUUUAUCAUGUAAAAUUUUUUACUCAGAACAGUUUGAAGCAUUAAGAAAAAGUUGUGGAAAUAAUGAUAAUUUUAUUCAAAGUUUAAGUAGAUGUAUUAAAUGGCAAUCAAGUGGUGGAAAAUCAGGUUCAUCAUUUUUAAAAACUUUAGAUAAUAGAUAUAUUGUUAAAGAAUUAUCAAAAUCUGAAUUAGAAUCAUUUGUAUCAAUUGCUCCAUUUUAUUUUAAGUAUAUCAGUCAAUCAAUGUUUAAUACUUUAACUACAGCAAUUGCUAAAAUAUUUGGAUUUUAUCAAGUUCAAAUUAGAAAUCAACAAACUGGUAAAAUUUUUAAAAUGGAUUUUUUAAUCAUGGAAAAUUUAUUUUAUAAUCAUAAAACUACUAGAAUUUUUGAUCUUAAAGGAUCAAUGAGAAAUAGACAUGUUCAACAAACAGGAAAAGAAAACGAAGUAUUGUUAGAUGAAAAUAUGAUUGAAUAUAUUUAUGAAAGUCCAGUAUUUGUAAAGGAACAACUGAAAAAAUUAUUAAGGGGUUGUUUAUUCAAUGACACUAGUUUUUUAUCAGCUAUGGAUGUAAUGGAUUAUUCUUUAGUUAUCGGUAUUGAUGAUAAUAAUAAAAAAUUAUAUACUGGAAUUAUUGAUUGGUUAAGAACUUUUACUUGGGAUAAAAAAGUUGAAAAUUGGGUUAAGGGAAAUAAUUUAAUUGGUGGUGGUAAAAAAGGUAAAGAUCCAACAAUUGUAACUCCAAAACAAUAUAGAGUAAGAUUUAGAGAAGCAAUGGAGAGGUAUAUUUUAGAAGUUCCUGAUAUUUGGUAUGAAGGAAAUAAAUGA